UCACACGGCGCCGACCAGCUGACAACAAAUAAGAAACGAAAAAGAGAGUGCUGAAGGGUUAAUUGAAUCGGCAGAGGAGAACAGACAGGCAGCAGCAGAUAAGAACCGAGACCGAGAAUGUUUGCCAGCGCCGCGGAGAAAGGCGUCGUCGACGUCGGCAGCGGCGACGGUACGAGCAACGCCGGCAGCGGAGGCAGCAGCAGCGGCGGUGGCAAUGCCAGCGGCAGCAUCGAGUUGUUGUGCCCGCCCAGCGGCAGCAGCAGCAUCAGCGCCAGCUUCAGCAGCAACAGCGGCACCAGCAGCCAAACCCAUAGUACCGCCAUCAGUAGUGCCACAGAUCACAGUAAUAACAACAACAACAACAACAGCAACAACGGCCACAACAAUCACAAUCCGAGCUUACAACUGAACGGUAAUGCCAGCAGCAACAACAGCAGCAACAGCAGCAGCAACUCCAGCAACAACAUUAGCCCUCCCAUCAGCAACAGCAACAAUAAUCACAGCAGCAGCAACAUUAUCAGCGGCUUUUGCAGCACCAUUUGGCGCUCUGCCACAUUUGGCAGUGCAACGCCUGUUAUCAAUCCAUUACCUGGUGUACACAUUAACCCCAAAAGUAUGGAAAGCAGCAGCGAUAGUUGCUCAUUGAGUUCUUCGAUAACGCCAGAGGUUUGCCUAGCUGAUCAGCAAAGGAUCAACAGCACUCAAGAUCAGCAGGAGGAUCAAUCCCAAACAUUCCUAGGCGCCACCGAACUGGACGAUGAGUUAAUCAAACAACUGCCAAAGGAGGUACUGCUGCGCGUCUUCUCCUACCUGGAUGUUGUCUCACUAUGCCGCUGUGCACAGGUAUGCAAAUAUUGGAACGUGCUGGCCCUCGAUGGAUCCAGCUGGCAGAAAAUCAAUCUAUUCGACUUUCAACGUGAUAUCGAGGGUCCGGUGAUUGAGAAUAUAUCGCAGCGAUGUCGCGGUUUCCUCAAAUCACUAUCGCUUCGUGGCUGCCAAUCGGUGGGAGAUCAGUCCGUGAGAACUCUAGCGAAUCACUGCCACAAUAUUGAACACUUGGAUCUGUCGGAAUGCAAGAAGAUAACCGACAUAUCCACACAGUCCAUCAGCAGGUAUUGCUCCAAAUUAACGGCCAUUAAUUUGGACUCGUGCUCCAACAUAACAGACAACAGCUUGAAGUAUCUAUCCGAUGGCUGUCCAAACCUCAUGGAGAUCAACGUGUCCUGGUGCCACCUGAUCUCCGAGAAUGGCGUGGAGGCGCUGGCCCGCGGCUGCGUCAAACUGCGCAAGUUCAGCAGUAAAGGUUGUAAACAGAUAAACGACAAUGCCAUAAUGUGCCUGGCCAAAUACUGUCCCGAUUUAAUGGUGCUAAAUCUACACAGCUGUGAGACCAUCAGCGAUUCAUCGAUCCGCCAACUGGCCGCCAAUUGCCACAAGCUCCAAAAGCUGUGCGUGUCCAAGUGCGCAGACCUCACCGAUCUCACGCUGUUGUCGCUCUCGCAGCACAAUCAUCUACUGAACACCCUGGAGGUGUCCGGCUGUCGCAAUUUCACCGACAUCGGCUUCCAGGCGCUGGGGCGGAACUGCAAGUAUCUGGAGCGAAUGGAUUUGGAGGAGUGCAGCCAGAUUACGGACCUCACGCUGGCCCAUCUGGCCACUGGUUGUCCUAGCUUAGAGAAAUUGACCCUUUCGCAUUGUGAGCUGAUCACAGAUGAUGGCAUACGACAUCUCACCACUGGCAGCUGUGCUGCGGAAAUUCUGUCCGUACUGGAGCUGGACAAUUGCCCCCUGAUUACGGACCGAACGCUAGAGCAUUUGGUGUCCUGCCACAAUCUGCAGCGCAUUGAGCUAUUCGACUGUCAGCUUAUCACCCGCACCGCCAUACGCAAGCUGAAGAACCAUCUACCAAAUAUCAAGGUGCAUGCCUACUUUGCACCCGGAACGCCGCCGGCUGUGACCAGCGGACAUCGACCACGUUAUUGCCGCUGCUGUGAGAUUCUCUGAGAUACGGCCAUCGGCUUCGCCAGGAAGAUAAUGCGCAAGACGGCCACGGACUGAUGGCCCGUGUGCAUCGUCAUGUUCGCCAUGGUGUUCAGCCUGACCCUCGUCUCGAUGAUCUGCAUGUACUUGCUGGGCCUGCUUGACGCAGCGAUGACCACAUAGCCGCCAGAUGCAGUUACAUAUACAGAUCAAGAUCCGGAUUAGCAGCAACAGCCGCAAGCAGCAGCAACAGCCGCCUGCAGCAGCGGCUUAAACGAAACCGAAACCGAAACCUAACCCUAGUUUUAGUUUUGAGCGAGUUUCAAAAACUCGCAGAAACCAGCAUCAAAUUGUGAUUAUUUUAUUUAAUAUGCUACGUUAACUAGACCCUCAUUUGUGUAAUCUGUAUCUGUAUUAGCCUUCCCCAUGCUCUAUGUUUGUUAUUAACUGCAGCCCGAAGAAUUGCUAGCUUAUACAAACCUGUAUAUAUAUAUAUAUAUAUUUAUGUAGAUGUGCAGCCCGAUCCGCGGCAGCUUCAGGUGGUUCCGCUGAAUGUUAUGUGUGUUUAGGCUAGAAACUGCAAUUAUGCGCGAUUAGUUUUAACUCCCAUACACGCAUGCCUGUAUUAAAUGUUUGCUAAAUUAUGACUAAAUUAUAAAUCCAUCUGGAGCACGCUCUGAUUUUAUCUCUCACUGGUCCCCCGAAAAAAAAACAAAACCACUGGAGUUUUUCUAAAUUCCGAAACAUGUCGAUAGAACCACAAAGGGUUCAAAAACACACACAAACACACAUUUACACUCACUAUCUGAGGUACGAUUAAUUUCACUUUUGAUUAUCCACACUCAAGUCUAGUGCCAGCUAAAACUGUUCAGCAAUUAGCAUUAUAUCUUUGUAUAGCCAUGUAUAUUACACAACGAACAAACGACACACACUGGAUCAUCUUCCCUGAAACACAAAACAGUACCCACAUAAAUAAUUCAAUAAAUCUAUAUACACCGUCUGGACUCACACAGAUACUUGAACAGUAUAUUUUGUAAUGUAUUAUCCACUGAAAAAUGUAUAAAUGGGGCAGGAAAGUAAUCGUUAGCCCUCGCUAUAAGCUCACAACUUGAGCCACCACAACUAAGUAGAUAAUAUAUUAUUUCCACAACUGAAAGGUUUCCCUAUCUAGCAGAACUAUAUCCAAUCCUCGAGAGAUUGAGCAGUUGUGAGCUGGGGAAUAGGAUUAACCCAUUAUCCCCACACUUAACCCCUCGACACAGAGAUAAAGCACAAUAAACGCAAAACGAUACCAGA
Messenger RNA from Drosophila elegans, 3276 nucleotides. RefSeq names its product F-box/LRR-repeat protein 20. Gene Ontology annotation, molecular function: protein binding. The transcript is spliced from 9 exons. NCBI's taxonomy places the organism in Eukaryota, Metazoa, Arthropoda, Insecta, Diptera, Drosophilidae. Gene Ontology annotation, cellular component: SCF ubiquitin ligase complex. Bases 118 to 2004 code for a protein of 628 amino acids. Gene Ontology annotation, biological process: SCF-dependent proteasomal ubiquitin-dependent protein catabolic process. The record is from RefSeq and is a predicted model, not a curated record.